ACCGGUGACCACUUCAACAGUCAAUCCACCACCGCCGAACUCACCAGUACAGAAUGUCUCUCAAGGUGAUCGUGAGUUUCUGCCUAGUGGCAGUAGCCGCCGCCAUGCCUCAGUACGGAGGCUACCACGCUCCUGCCGCCCCUAAGUACGCCCCCGCUCCAAAGUACGCUCCUGCCCCCAGCUAUGGCGGCUAUGGCGGCUCCCACUACGCUGAGCCUGAGCCUUACGACGCACACCCCAAGUACUCCUUCCACUACGCCGUCAACGACCCCCACACCUACGACAUCAAGAGCCAGCAGGAGGAGCGUGAUGGAGACUACGUCAAGGGUAGCUACGAGCUGGCCGAGCCCGACGGCACCAAGAGGGUUGUUGAGUACUCCGACGACGGAUACGGCUUCAACGCCAUCGUCCACAGAGAACACAACGUCCACCCCGCCUCAUACGCUGCUCCCAAGCCUUCAUAUUCCUACGCCCCUAAGGCUUACGCCCCAGCCCCUCAUUAUUAAAUUAUUUAGGAAACUUAUCACAACAGACUUCACCUCUCAUCUGUAAAUAUUGAUCUUCAUCUACCAUAAGUUUUAUACAAAUAAACGUCGUUUUUAUACCAAAA
Messenger RNA from Homalodisca vitripennis (glassy-winged sharpshooter), 610 nucleotides. Its product is annotated as cuticle protein 7-like. The transcript is spliced from 2 exons. Gene Ontology annotation, cellular component: extracellular matrix. The record is from RefSeq and is a predicted model, not a curated record. NCBI's taxonomy places the organism in Eukaryota, Metazoa, Arthropoda, Insecta, Hemiptera, Cicadellidae. Bases 54 to 506 code for a protein of 150 amino acids.